Messenger RNA from Epinephelus moara (kelp grouper), 4683 nucleotides. Its product is annotated as solute carrier family 2, facilitated glucose transporter member 1-like. The transcript is spliced from 10 exons. Gene Ontology annotation, molecular function: hexose transmembrane transporter activity. The coding region runs from base 408 to 1883 and encodes 491 amino acids. The record is from RefSeq and is a predicted model, not a curated record. Lineage: Eukaryota; Metazoa; Chordata; Actinopteri; Perciformes; Serranidae. Gene Ontology annotation, biological process: monosaccharide transmembrane transport; response to insulin. Gene Ontology annotation, cellular component: basolateral plasma membrane; apical plasma membrane.
UGACCCGGCUCCGGUCUGCAAAGAGCUGUUUCCUUAGGGCUGAACAAGGCGGUACUUCACCUCCAACAUCCUGGAAGACUUUACACAUCCAUGAGGCUGCUGAACCAAAACUUGCUGGAGCAGUGACAUCAACAUAUAGAGCGAGGCGCGCGAGAGACUAACGGAAGCUGCCUGGCUUUUAACGACACAGACACAAAACAACUUGACGCUUUUUAUUUUAUUUAAAAAAAAAACACUCCACUGAAGUUUAAAGUCAUUUUAACGGAGCAAAAAACCGUCAAGAUGACUGUCUACUGAGUGAAAUCCACGGGGAGACCUCCAAGGACGUGCUUCCAUCGCCGACAACUUUAACAAAAGAAGAAGAAGAAAACAAAGAAGAAGAAGAACAUCUCCGUCUCGUAGCAGCCAUGGACUCAGGAAAGCAAGUAACGUUUCCGUUGAUGCUGUGUGUGGGGGCGGCUGUGAUUGGCUCCCUGCAGUUCGGCUACAACACUGGUGUCAUCAAUGCCCCUCAGAACGUCAUUGAGAAAUUCAUCAAUGAGACGUGGUAUGAUCGCUACCAGGAGCCCAUCACAAAGGGCACCCGCACGGCCAUCUGGUCCAUCGCCGUGGCCAUCUUCUCUGUUGGUGGCAUCUUUGGCUCCUUCUCCGUCGGACUCUUUGUCAACCGCUUUGGAAGGAGAAACUCUAUGCUCAUGGCCAACGUCCUGGCCUUCAUCGCAGCGACUCUGAUGGGCUUUUCGAAGAUGGCAAAAUCCUGGGAAAUGCUGAUCGCUGGUCGUUUUGUGGUGGGCCUCUACUCUGGCCUCUCCACAGGCUUCGUGCCCAUGUAUGUGGGUGAGGUUGCCCCAACAGCCCUACGAGGAGCCCUGGGAACCCUCCACCAGCUGGGCAUUGUCAUCGGCAUCCUCAUCGCACAGGUGUUUGGAUUGGAGGUAAUCAUGGGCAGCGACAGCUUGUGGCCACUCCUUUUGGGCUUCACCUUCAUCCCUGCUGUGGUGCAGUGCAUCCUGCUGCCCCUCUGCCCCGAGAGCCCCCGCUUCCUGCUCAUCAACAGGAACGAAGAGAACAAGGCCAAGAACGUGUUGAAGAAGCUCAGAGGCACCACAGAUGUCAGCUCUGACAUGCAGGAGAUGAAGGAGGAGAGCAGGCAGAUGAUGAGAGAGAAGAAGGUGACCAUCCCAGAGCUCUUCCGCUCGCCCCUCUACCGCCAGCCCCUCCUGAUUGCUGUCAUCCUGCAGCUCUCCCAGCAGCUGUCUGGCAUCAAUGCUGUGUUUUACUACUCCACUCGUAUCUUUGAGAAAGCUGGAGUGGAGCAGCCUGUCUAUGCAACCAUUGGAGCCGGUGUGGUUAACACAGCUUUCACUGUGGUGUCGCUGUUUGUCGUAGAGCGUGCCGGACGUCGGUCUCUGCACCUGCUGGGGCUGCUGGGAAUGGCCGGAUCUGCCGUCUUAAUGACUAUCGCUCUGGCUCUGCUGGACAAGCUCAAAUGGAUGUCAUAUUUGAGCAUCGUAGCCAUUUUCUCCUUUGUCGCAUUCUUUGAGAUCGGACCGGGUCCCAUCCCCUGGUUCAUCGUGGCAGAGCUGUUCUCGCAGGGACCCAGGCCGUCAGCCUUUGCUGUGUCUGGCUUCUCCAACUGGACUGCAAACUUCAUAGUGGGAAUGUGCUUCCAGUAUGUAGAGGAGCUGUGCGGCCCCUACGUGUUCAUCAUCUUCACCGUGCUGCUGCUCGUGUUCUUUGUCUUCACCUACUUCAAAGUGCCGGAGACCAGGGGCCGGACAUUCGACGAGAUCGCGUCCGGCUUCCGCCAGACGGCCGCCACCGGAGGAGAAAAGCACUCGCCGGAGGAGCUGAACAGCCUGGGAGCGGAUUCUCAGCUCUGAGUGACUGCUUUUUUUUUUAACUCUUAACAAACUCUUUCUCACACCCAGGAGGGACGAGAAGGGUCUACUAACUAGAAGUAGACGCGUCCAUUGGUAGAAUAAUUUUCACACUGUCACCACAUUUCGGGCGUCAUUACCAAACACAGAGCAGCCCUGUGUGACCCUCCAACAUGACGGCCUCUGCUGCCCCUCACAUGUCACACAAAGAAACAAAAAAAAAAACUCAAUGGGCACUAUGUCGCCUGAUUUGGAGAGGGGAGUUUGGGAUGGGGAAGGUUUUAAAUAUUUGAAAAAUAUUUCAAAGAAGGAAAAGAAGUAUCUGCAUCAAUCAACCAACCUUUCUUUUUUUAUCUUUCUUUUUUCACUGAGUAUAUAACUGAUGUGUGCUAAUGCUCUGUUCUUUGUAGCCUGUUACCAUACAGUCAGUUUGUUAUUAUCAGGUCUAAGAGUGCUGCAGCUGUAGAGAUCAGUUCACUGUGCAACAACAAACUUGUUUAUAUCAGCCAUACUGUAAUAACACUGUAGACUCGAGCACUGUAGAUGCUGUACAGCUCUGCCCACCAGAUGGCGCUCUGCUCCCAAAAAAGCUCCUAAUGCUCCACUGAUACGUUAUUUGUUACUGAGUACACAAACUGUGAUAUGUUGGUGUAUUGCUGUACGAAUUAAAAUUUUCUCAAUGGAAUUUAUUACACUAAAGGUAACACUCAACAUAUUAUACAUUUUUGUUACUUAUUUACUCCUGUUGGAUAAUAUUUUUAUUGUUAGACAAAAUAUUUUUCUUUGUGAAAAUGUAUUUUUUUAUAUAUAUAUAUAUAUAUAUAUAUAUAUACAUAUAUAAAGACAAAUUGUCAUGAAGACAACACAGUGAUAUAUCAAGAAAUUCAUCCUCCAUUCGUGUAUUUUUACACCAUUCCUCUUCAGAAUUACAUUUGAUGAAAUUAAUAUUGACUUGGCUCCGUGCCAGAGGAGCAGCGUCUGCACAGAUCAGCACCGGAGCGCUGACAGUGAAGUACAAUAAAUAAAUCAUCCCUCCAUUUUAACCGUGACAUGAGAUAACUACGCACUCACAAUCAUCAGCCGCGAAACCAAAACUCCACUAACCACACAAAAAGCAGAACAUUUGUGAGUUUUAAGUGCCCGUCUAAAACAAUCAAGCCUUCAGCCUUAUCACUUCGGCGCAGUUUCAGGUCAGGUCGGGUUGAUACAGACUUAGAGCGUGUGUCAGCGGACGAUCUUCACUUUAAGUAUUCUUAAGAGCUACCUGUAGAGCUUCUGAAGUCUGGUGAAUUGGAUUCAGAGCUGUCUGGAUGUUUUCACAGCCAGGGGAGCUGCCGUGCUGCACGCUGUUCCCCCCUUGUGACAGCCACGAAGCAUCGUCAGAGAAAUGAAAGAAAUAAUGGGGACCAAAAUGAAUGUCGGCCUUUUGGAAGGUUCUAUCCUGACAGUGCUUGUCACCCAUCUCGGGUCAAACUCCCAGUGUUCCUUGCACCCCGUAUAGCCCAUUAUGCCUCCUAGGAGGUGGACACACAUCGGUGCAAGGCUGUUUUCUCUGUCUUGUGCACUAUAUUCUGCAGUAUUGUUAGCUCUCUCUCUCUCUGCGAGUCGUGUACUGCACUGUAUUCAGUAGCUGGUGGAAAGAAACGAUGUAGUCUGGCUCACUUUGCCACGCUGUUCAAGCCGCUGUCUAUGACUGCUGUAUCACUUGUUGAACCUUUCUUUUCUUUAAAUGCAUUGUUUUAAGGAAAGUUAUCUUUUUAGCAGCACUUUAUUAUGCACAGUGAUGUUUCUUUGUUACUGAAACAAACGCUUUGAGGUCGUUUUCUGUUUUUUACCCACAGUGUGGAAUCUUUGUUACUGAGGAGAGACUGAAGUACUGCUGAUGUUUUUUGAAAUGGAAAUGUGUGAUAUAGUUUCAUUUGUUCAUAUCUAUUACGGUCUUGUACAGAGCACAUUUAGGUGUGUGCACACAGAGGCCAGUUGUGAGUAAACAUCGUCAUAGUCAUAGUCUAAUGAUGACUCUGAUCCAAAUCCAACCCUGUAGUCAAAAAUCCAUUUGAAUCAUUCCAAAAUUGUUAAUUAUUGUAUAUUGUAGAUCUUUAUAGUAUAUCUUUUGUCAUUCGAUGGGUCGUUUCGCCCGUCCUGGAAAGCACUAUAGCAUCCACUGUGUGCCUUUGUGUGAUUUUCACAUAUCAUCACCAGCAUGAAUCAUGUAACGGCACCAAAAGAUGUACUUCUCCCCACCCAGACUGACGUCUAUCGCAAAUAUCAAAACUGUAUUUUAUGUACAUAGAUUCACAACUCUGCGUGGGCAUUUUGAUUUUUGAUGUAGCCUUUGAAAUCUCCUGGUCGGUGGUCUAAAACACGCAACAUGAUGUAAAUAUGAAACACACUACAGCCUUACCCACUCCAAAUUUAUAAAAUAUUUAACUUAUUAGAAACUUAUUUUGAUAGAUAAAUUAAUGAUUAGAACUGUAGGGCUGUAUGUCUGUGCAUUUAGCUUCCAUACUUCUGUUCUCUUUUUGAUUUUUUUACCUGAAGAAAUGUCGAGGCCUAAUAAUAUCAUAAUAAUUUUAAUUCAGAUUUGACAUGUAAGGAUUGUGUUAAUGAGAUGCAUUCAGUAGUGUUUUCAUUUUAGUGCACAAAGCUUAUUCUAAUGUUUGUAAUAAUAAAAGAUCUGUGUGUCUGGUUUUUGGAACGUCAGCUUCUGUCAGGGGAAUACGAAUUGUGAUGGAUGAUGUCCUGAAUGGUUCUUGUGUAAGUGGUUUAAUGGCUCAAUAAAAGAAAACAUGCAUACAGAUAC